AUGAAGUGGUCCAAAAGUUUGACUGCUUUGCUACUACUCGGCGCUACCGUCGACGCCACAUGUCCCUUUGCUGGCCAAGGAGGGGUUCGGGGAUCUAUGACCGGGCCCAAUCCCCAUACCGAAGAAGGGCGUCGAGUCCUGGCCAAGAAGAAGCAGCGUCAACAACGGCGAUUGGUGCAUUCCCCAAGAACAGGGGAUUAUGGAAUCCCCGAGGGUGGAUUUGCUGCUGUUCGUGAGGACAUCAAGACCAUGCUGGUGACAUCUCAAGACUUCUUCCCUGCUGAUUUUGAGCCUCCCAUUGGACCCAACUAUGGCGGUCUCAUGAUCAGGCUUGCCUGGCACUGCUCUGGAUCCUACCGUGCCUCUGAUGGCCGUGGUGGAUGUGAUGGAGGACGCAUCAGGUUUGAUCCUGAAUUGAACUGGGAAGACAAUGCCAACUUGAACAAUGCAAUGAAGCUUCUUGAGCCAAUCAAGGAAAAGUAUGGGUCCUCCUUGUCCUGGGGAGACUUGAUUACUCUCACAGGAACUACAGCCAUUGAGUUUAUGGGAGGUCCUGUUCUGGGAUUCUGUGGAGGCCGCAUUGACGAUGUUGAUGGAAGUGACAGCUUAAUUUUGGGACCAUCAGAUAUCCAGGAAGAGCUGUCCCCGUGCAAAAGCAUUGGCCAGCAAGGAGCAUGCGAGUCCCCUCUUGGACCAACCACUGUUGGCUUGAUCUAUGUGAACCCAGCUGGUCCUGUCAAUGCCACAGGUAAUCCCGUGGCCAGUGGUCUGGAUAUCCGUCAAGCAUUUGCCAGGAUGGGAUUCAACGACACUGAAACUGUGGCAAUUAUUGGGGGUGGUCAUGCCUUUGGAAAGUGUCAUGGUGCCUGUACCAACCCUCCUUGUGGAGAAGAGCCUCUGGUUGGUAUUGGCCCUAAUACCUUCACCAGUGGUUUUGAGGGAGCCUGGACUACAGCCCCUACGACUUGGACCAACUUGUACUUUACCAACUUGUUGGCUUUGGAGUGGGAAAGUGGAAUUGGUCCUGGUGGAAAUCUGCAGUGGGCUCCUGUGAACUCUGACGAUGAUAUUAUCAUGUUGACCAGUGACAUUGCCCUCUCUGCUGAUCCAGAGUAUUUGCCAAUCUCCCAAGAGUUUGCAGCCGACAUUACCUCUCUAGAGGAGCAGUUUGCCCAUGCCUGGUACCGUCUCAUGAGCAAUGACAUGGGCUCCAGAGAAAGGUGCAUCAAUGAGAACCCUGAUGAUAUCCCCCCUGCUCAGUGGUGGCAAUAUCCACUUCCAGAGGCUACAGAAACUGAUGUCGAUUACGUCCCUAUUCGUACUAUGAUUCAAGACAUGAUUGACUCAGAUAGCAGCUAUGUGGAAGCUUUCUCAAACCUGGCUUAUAGGUGUGCUUCAACCUACCGUGAUACGGAUUACCGAGGUGGAUGCAAUGGAGCGAGAAUCAGAUUUGAACCUGAGAACGAUUGGCCUGAGAAUGAAGGCACAGAAGAAGCACUUGCUGCGCUUGAUCCAGUCAAGGUGGAAUUCCCUGAGAUUUCCUAUGCUGAUCUAAUUGUGCUGGCUGGACACACAGCCAUUGAGGCAGCCGGAGGAAAGAUGAUGCCUUUCUGUGGUGGCCGUGUGGAUGCUAUCGAUGGCUCUGGAAGUGUUGACCUUGCCCCCAGGUAUUACACCCCUGCUGUUGUAUCCAUCCGUGAUGACAUGCAAGUCAAGGGCUUGUCUCCACAAGAGGGGGUCGCCUUGUUUGCCAAGCCUGCAGUGGACGCGCCCCUCAAUCAGUUCUUCGUUGGCUUGGUUGAUGCUGACCCUGAAACAUUGUCAGAAACUGAGAGGGCACUGCUGGAGCCAGAGUUUUUGCCUAUUGUAACACAGUUCGCUGAAAGUGAAGAUGCCCUUAAGGAAUCCUUCUCGAAUGCUUGGAUUCAUAUGAUGACAUCCGAUCGCUUCGAUGGUCCCACCGGCAAUGUCUGUGAUGCCAGAACGGAUGUUACACUGGAGGGCGUGGAUGUGCUUGAGGUGACCAGAGACUAUGGAAUCCCCGAGGGUGGAUUUGCUGCUGUUCGUGAGGACAUCAAGACCAUGCUGGUGACAUCUCAAGACUUCUUCCCUGCUGAUUUUGAGCCUCCCAUUGGACCCAACUAUGGUGGUCUCAUGAUCAGGCUUGCCUGGCACUGCUCUGGAUCCUACCGUGCCUCUGAUGGCCGUGGUGGAUGUGAUGGAGGACGCAUCAGGUUUGAUCCUGAAUUGAACUGGGAAGACAAUGCCAACUUGAACAAUGCUAUGAAGCUUCUUGAGCCAAUCAAGGAAAAGUAUGGGUCCUCCUUGUCCUGGGGAGACUUGAUUACUCUCACAGGAACUACAGCCAUUGAGUUUAUGGGAGGUCCUGUUCUGGGAUUCUGUGGAGGCCGCGUUGACGAUGUUGAUGGAAGUGACAGCUUAUUUUUGGGACCAUCAGACAUCCAGGAAGAGCUGUCCCCAUGCACUAGCAUUGGCCAGCAAGGAGCAUGCGAGUCCCCUCUUGGACCAACCACUGUUGGCUUGAUCUAUGUGAACCCAGCUGGUCCUGUCAAUGCCACAGGUAAUCCCGUGGCCAGUGGUCUGGAUAUCCGUCAAGCAUUUGCCAGGAUGGGAUUCAACGACACUGAAACUGUGGCAAUUAUUGGGGGUGGCCAUGCCUUUGGAAAGUGUCAUGGUGCCUGUACCAACCCUCCUUGUGGAGAAGAGCCUCUGGUUGGUAUUGGUCCUAAUACCUUCACCAGUGGUUUUGAGGGAGCCUGGACUACAGCCCCUACGACUUGGACCAACUUGUACUUUACCAACUUGUUGGCUUUGGAGUGGGAAAGUGGAAUUGGUCCCGGUGGAAAUCUGCAGUGGGCUCCUGUGGACUCUGAGGAUGACAUUAUCAUGUUGACCAGUGACAUUGCCCUCUCUGCUGAUCCAGAGUAUUUGCCAAUCUCCCAAGAGUUUGCAGCCGACAUUAGCUCUCUAGAGGAGCAGUUUGCCCAUGCCUGGUACCGUCUCAUGAGCAAUGACAUGGGCUCCAGAGAAAGGUGCAUCAAUGAGAACCCUGAUGAUAUCCCCCCUGCUCAGUGGUGGCAAUAUCCUCUCCCCGCAAUGGAGGAGCCGGAGGAGCCCGUGGACUAUGUCAGUGCCCGUACAAUGAUCCAAGGAUUGAUUGAUGUUGACAGCAACAACAUUGCUGCCUUUGCGAACCUGGCAUUCCGCUGUGCAUCAACCUACAGGGCCACCGAUUACAGGGCCAUCGAGUCUGCGGGUGGCAAUGACAUGCAGUUCUGUGGUGGCCGUGUGGAUGCUGUGGAUGGUGCUGGAAGCAUUGGCCUUGAGCCCAGGUACUACAGUCCUCCUGUUGUGUCCAUUCGUGAUGACAUGCAAGUCAAGGGAUUGACAAAGCACGAAGGAGUGGCUCUCUUUGCCAUUCCAACGGGUGGCGAUGAUGAUGUGGAAGUUGCCAUCGAACGAAAUCUCCCGCCCAAUGCCUUGUCCAACCAGUACUUUGUCAACUUGCUGGCCGGCGACGGCGACUUUGACGAGUACGAGAUGGCGCUCUUGGAGGACGAGUUCUUGCCCAUUGUACAGAGAUUUGCUGGCGACAAUGAGCUCUUCUUGGGAGUGUUUGCUGCCGCCUGGAACAAGAUGAUGACGGCUGACCGCUUUGACGGACCCGUUGCCAACAUUUGUGAUAGCCGUACGGACGAAACGCUGGAGAUUGUCCCUCGUGAAAACGUGCCCCUCCCGAUUGAGGAUAGCGAAGAUGAGGGCGACGAUUUUGGUCUGGACAGCAAAUCCGGUGGAUCGGAAUACGAAAAGGGCGAUGCUGGCAUGGGCUCGAUCCUCGAAGGUUCUUCUGGGGUAUCCUUCUUCUCGGGAACCAUGUUUGGAUUGGUGCUGGUUGUGGCUUCAGCUAUGAUUUGA
Seminavis robusta is the source of this 3936-nucleotide messenger RNA. The record is from the annotation of a GenBank genome assembly. NCBI's taxonomy places the organism in Eukaryota, Bacillariophyta, Bacillariophyceae, Naviculales, Naviculaceae.